Molecule: messenger RNA, 2769 nt
Organism: Ornithorhynchus anatinus (platypus)
Lineage: Eukaryota; Metazoa; Chordata; Mammalia; Monotremata; Ornithorhynchidae
Gene: LYN
Product: LYN proto-oncogene, Src family tyrosine kinase
Exons: 13
Coding region: 76-1620 (514 amino acids)
Biological process (GO): innate immune response; cell differentiation; cell surface receptor protein tyrosine kinase signaling pathway
Cellular component (GO): extrinsic component of cytoplasmic side of plasma membrane
Molecular function (GO): non-membrane spanning protein tyrosine kinase activity; signaling receptor binding; ATP binding
Source: RefSeq, a predicted model, not a curated record
CCCCGCUCCUCCCGGCCGAAGGCACCGUGGAGCUCCGGCGGCGCCGUCCCCCGACCGUCCGGCCAGCGGGGAAAUAUGGGAUGUAUAAAAUCAAAAAGGAAAGACAAUCUGAAUGACGAUGGGAUAGAUUUGAAGAGCCAACCAGUACGUAAUACUGACCGAACUAUUUAUGUGAGAGAUCCAACGUCCAAUAAACAGCAAAGGCCAGUUCUCUGUUCAGACUCGCACCUUCUCCCAGGACAGAGGUUCCAAAGCAAAGAUCCAGAGGAACAAGGGGUCAUUGUAGUAGCCUUGUAUCCCUACGAUGGCAUUCACCAAGAUGACUUAUCUUUCAAGAAAGGAGAAAAAUUGAAAGUCCUAGAGGAGCAUGGAGAAUGGUGGAAGGCUAAAUCUCUCUCAACAAAAAGAGAAGGCUUCAUUCCAAGCAAUUACGUAGCUAAAGUAAAUACCUUGGAAACCGAAGAGUGGUUCUUCAAGGAUAUAACCAGGAAAGAUGCAGAGAGACAGCUUCUAGCUCCAGGAAACAGUGCUGGAGCAUUUCUUAUCAGAGAAAGUGAAACACAAAAAGGCAGUUUCUCUCUCUCCAUCAGAGAUUUUGACCCCCAGCAAGGUGAUGUUAUUAAGCACUACAAAAUUAGAAGUCUGGACAAUGGUGGCUAUUAUAUCUCUCCAAGAAUUACUUUCACCUGUAUCAGCGACAUGAUCAAACAUUACCAGAAGCAGUCAGAUGGCUUAUGCCGGCGGCUCGAAAAAGUGUGCAUCAGUCCCAAACCACAAAAACCGUGGGAUAAAGAUGCCUGGGAGAUUGCCCGUGAAUCCAUUAAGCUAGUGAAGAAGCUUGGAGCUGGACAGUUUGGAGAAGUCUGGAUGGGUUACUACAACAAUACUACAAAAGUGGCCGUGAAAACCCUGAAGCCCGGCACCAUGUCUGUUCAGGCUUUUCUGGAGGAAGCCAACCUCAUGAAGACCCUUCAGCACGACAAGUUAGUCCGGCUGUACGCUGUGGUGACCAAAGAAGAGCCCAUUUACAUCAUCACAGAAUACAUGGCAAAAGGCAGCCUGUUGGAUUUUCUCAAGAGUGACGAAGGUGGCAAGGUUCUUCUGCCAAAGCUAAUCGACUUCUCUGCCCAGAUCGCGGAGGGAAUGGCGUAUAUCGAAAGGAAGAACUACAUUCACCGGGACCUGAGGGCGGCUAACGUUUUGGUGUCGGAGGCAUUGAAGUGCAAAAUAGCAGAUUUUGGCCUCGCUCGAAUCAUCGAGGAUAAUGAAUACACGGCAAGAGAAGGUGCAAAGUUCCCCAUUAAGUGGACGGCCCCAGAGGCGAUCAACUUUGGAUCCUUCACCAUCAAGUCGGAUGUCUGGUCCUUUGGAAUUCUCCUGUAUGAGAUCGUAACCUACGGGAAAAUCCCCUACCCAGGGAGGACCAAUGCUGACGUGAUGACAGCUCUGCAGCAGGGCUACAGGAUGCCACGCAUGGAGAACUGUCCAGAUGAGCUCUAUGACAUCAUGAAAAUGUGCUGGAAGGAGAAAGCCGAAGAGAGGCCAACAUUUGAUUAUUUACAGAGCGUGCUGGACGACUUCUACACGGCAACAGAAGGGCAGUAUCAACAACAGCCUUAGAACCAAGACUCUUUUGUCCCCUCCCCCUUGGCACAGACAGACAUUGCAAAAAAAAACAAUGAAAAAGAAAAAAUUCCUGGUCAGAAUAGUUACUUGGCUGGGAGUCAAAAGCUGGAUCCUGAAAGUAAGUUCAGGAAGACUAUCCUCUCCACGGCAAGGCUGCCAUGGCUAUCUGCUCAUACACUGUGGAGGAGGAUAGGGUAGCUGAAGGCUAAAACUGCUCUUUGUGGUACCCUAUCGACACUUAUCUGCCUGCGAGCCCCGAAUAUCCCAAAUGACACAAAGACCGGACCGGACCGCGCGAACAAGCGCAAACUCCCACCCACCAUGGGGAUGAAUGAAAGAGUCUUUGGGGCUAGGGAGCCGGAAGACCCACUUUUUGCAUUUCUCUAGCCCCUUUGUCUCACUGGGCGAGGUGUUCUUUUGCAAUCUGUUGCUGUUAAAUACCGUUCUAACACAGGGAGAGUAUGCCUUCGGAGAACGCGACUCAUCAUCUUUCUUUUAUCCCCUGCGGAGGGUCCAUUCAACGGCUGUUAAAUCCCGAAACUUGUCAUGGCCAAACCUCCAGGUAAACAGCAAAACCAUGGUAUCAAAAAAGCCAGCAUUAUCCUUUUACAGGUGACAGGUGCAUGGAAGGGAUGAAAAAGUCAUUUCAAACCACUUUUCCCGUGAUUGAAAUGCGCACGGUCAGACUGUGGCCUUAGAGCGGUAAGAUUCUGAUCCCUCCAAAAUUGUCUUUAUAAACUGGACUGUGCAGGGAGACGAUCAAAAUAGUAAAAUGGCAAGAGUGCUUGAUGAAAUGCUUCAAAAUCUCUGUGAUUGCAACAGUGGACGUGCAGUGAUGAUGCAGCUUCGGAACAAGAAGGAUGAAGUUGCAACUCCAAGAUUUGCAUUCCAAGACGUCUCUUAAGUGUGAAACAUGUAGAUGGUUAUUUAUAAUUGUAUGAGAGGCAAAGGCAGCAACCAAGGCUCUCUGUGCUACAAGCUUUCUUCUAUUGCUGUUUGAAUAUGCUCCGAAGAAGCGGGCUUUAUUUACUAAACUGUAAUGAAUUAUCUGUGAAUGAAAGAAUGGCAUUCCCUAAAUCUGUAAAUAUCUAACGUUUCUACCACUUGAUUAUUUUUUAUUUUAAUAAAUAUACUUUUGGAAUA